ACUCGGUCCUCCCUGGAGUCUGCGCCCGGUGACUCCGGCGGGUGAUGGCGAUGUCCGGCCGGUCCAAGCGGGAGUCUCGCGGUUCCACCCGCGGGAAGCGCGAAUCCGAGUCGCGGAGCAGCUCGGCUCGCGUCAAACGGGAGCGAGAUCGAGAGCGGGAGACGGAGGCCCCGAGCUUCCGGGGCAGCCCGGUGCGUGUGAAGCGAGAGGUCGAGCCGGCGAGUGUGCGCGAGGCCCCGGCGCCCGUGGUCCCGGCGGUGCGGGUGAAGCGGGAGCGCGAGGCCGACGAGGACUCGGAGCCUGAGCGGGAGGUGCGAGCAAAGAAUGGCCGCGUGGAUUCCGAGGACCGGAGGAGCCGCCACUGCCCCUACCUGGAUACCAUUAACAGGAGUGUGCUGGACUUUGACUUUGAGAAACUGUGUUCCAUCUCCCUCUCGCAUAUCAAUGCGUAUGCCUGUCUGGUGUGUGGCAAGUACUUUCAGGGCCGGGGUUUGAAGUCUCAUGCCUACAUUCACAGUGUUCAGUUUAGUCACCAUGUCUUCCUCAACCUCCACACCCUCAAGUUUUACUGCCUCCCAGACAACUAUGAGAUCAUUGAUUCCUCGCUGGAGGAUAUCACGUAUGUGUUGAAGCCCACUUUCACGAAGCAGCAGAUCGCAAACCUGGACAAGCAAGCCAAGCUGUCCCGCGCGUAUGAUGGCACCACUUACCUGCCAGGUAUCGUGGGCCUGAAUAACAUAAAGGCCAACGACUAUGCCAACGCUGUCCUUCAGGCUCUUUCUAACGUACCUCCUCUCCGGAACUACUUCCUGGAAGAAGACAAUUAUAAGAACAUCAAGCGUCCUCCUGGGGAUAUCAUGUUCUUGUUGGUCCAGCGUUUCGGAGAGCUGAUGAGAAAGCUCUGGAACCCUCGAAAUUUCAAGGCGCAUGUCUCUCCCCAUGAGAUGCUUCAGGCUGUUGUCCUUUGUAGCAAGAAGACUUUUCAGAUCACCAAGCAAGGGGAUGGAGUUGACUUUCUGUCCUGGUUUUUGAAUGCUCUACACUCAGCUCUGGGGGGCACAAAGAAGAAAAAAAAGACUAUUGUGACGGAUGUUUUCCAGGGCUCCAUGAGGAUCUUCACUAAAAAGCUUCCUCAUCCUGAUUUGCCAGCAGAAGAAAAAGAGCAGCUGCUCCAUAAUGACGAGUACCAAGAGACGAUGGUGGAGUCCACGUUUAUGUACCUGACGCUGGACCUUCCUACCGCCCCCCUCUACAAGGACGAGAAGGAGCAGCUCAUUAUCCCCCAGGUGCCACUCUUCAACAUCCUGGCCAAGUUCAACGGCAUCACUGAGAAGGAAUAUAAGACUUACAAAGAGAAUUUUCUGAAGCGCUUCCAGCUCACCAAGCUGCCUCCGUAUCUAAUCUUUUGUAUUAAGAGAUUCACUAAGAACAAUUUCUUUGUGGAGAAGAAUCCAACUAUUGUCAACUUCCCUAUUACAAAUGUGGAUCUGAGAGAGUACCUGUCUGAAGAAGUACAGGCAGUGCACAAGAAUACCACCUACGACCUCAUCGCCAACAUCGUACACGACGGCAAGCCCUCGGAGGGCUCCUACCGGAUCCACGUGCUUCAUCACGGGACAGGCAAGUGGUAUGAAUUACAGGACCUCCAGGUGACUGACAUCCUUCCCCAGAUGAUCACACUGUCGGAGGCUUACAUCCAGAUUUGGAAGAGGCGAGAUAAUGAUGAAACCAACCAGCAGGGGGCUUGAAGGAGGCAUCCAGAGCUUUGCUCCCAAGGGCUUUGGCUGAAGACGUCAAUAAGAACUCUGAGCGCAGGCUGACGGCACAGCUCCUGAGCCAGCCCAGGCUUUAUGUGUUCUGGUUCACGCCAGAGCAUCAGGGGUCCGUCCGCCUAGGAUGGCUGUGUGCUGUCCCUCAGCUGGCUUUUGAUCAAUUUAUGGUAGAUGGCUGCCCCUUCCUCCUUCCUGUCCAGCUCCCUCCCAGCAGGCCAGAACUCUCUUACAGAUGUUUGUGAUUUAUUUUUGAAUAACUGGGAGUUAGCCGAAGGACGGGAUCGUUUUCUUCUAAGCGUCAAAGCCUCAGGAUCAUAGGAAUUAGAGCUUGAAGCCAGUGACACCCUUUUCCCAUCAUAGGUAGAUAGUUUUCCUGUGGUUCUCUUCAUUUCUUGAUGUGUGUUUUGGGAUGGAUUAAACGUUUUCCUGUUUUUAAA
Molecule: messenger RNA, 2209 nt
Organism: Hippopotamus amphibius kiboko
Lineage: Eukaryota; Metazoa; Chordata; Mammalia; Artiodactyla; Hippopotamidae
Gene: USP39
Product: ubiquitin specific peptidase 39
Exons: 13
Coding region: 45-1748 (567 amino acids)
Biological process (GO): mRNA processing; protein deubiquitination; spliceosomal complex assembly
Molecular function (GO): cysteine-type deubiquitinase activity; zinc ion binding
Source: RefSeq, a predicted model, not a curated record